Dentiscutata erythropus is the source of this 1185-nucleotide messenger RNA. NCBI's taxonomy places the organism in Eukaryota, Fungi, Glomeromycota, Glomeromycetes, Diversisporales, Gigasporaceae. The record is from the annotation of a GenBank genome assembly.
AUGUCCCGAUUACUUUUUAUAUUGUCUGUGGUCUUUUUAAUAAUCUAUUUCUUUGACAUAGGAAGAGAAAUUAAUCAUAAUAACUUAAAUAAAAUAAAGUUAGAUCAAGAAUUAGCAGAAAAACGUCAAAAAUUAGAACAAGAUGCUGUUGAAAUAACUCGUCAAAAGAUUAAAUAUCUCAAAAUAUUUAAAAAAUUUAAUAAUUGGAUUCCAGGAUCUAAUCGCAUUAAUAAUGUUGAAAGUUUAAAAAAUUUUCGAAACCGUUUGGAAUGCGUUACUACAAAAGGUAAAUGGGAAUUAGAUCUUACUCCAAGAUCUUUAAUUAAACACAAACAAGAUCCAUUAUAUAGGAAAUGUCAUAAGAGACAUCAAAAUAGUGUUGGUCACCAAAUUACUUCUGUAGAAGAAGAAUGGAAUUUAAUUCCAGAAUCGGCAAAAUAUGUUUGGGAAACACCAAAGGAGGAAUGCUCUAUGCCAAAAAUAAAUGUUGAUCAAGCUUGUGAUCUAAUUUCGGGACUUAAUAUUUUCUUAGUUGGAGAUAAAUCACAUUUUCAAUUACAUGAACUUUUAUUAGAUUUUUUUCAUGAAGGUCCUGUUCAAUGUUAUGGUGAAUCCGCAUGUAGUUACCACAUUCUUUGUAACUUUAUUUCUAAUCGCGAUAGAAAAAAAUCAACAAUGAAGUUUAUAAGAAAUGAUAUACUUUCAACCGGAAGUAAUCCAUCACAAGUAGGAAUUAAAGAUUUACAACUUCCUUGGCUGAUGCCAGGCCCUAAUGUUUACAUUUUAAACAAGGGACAUCAUUGGCAAGACGAUGAGACAUUUCGAGAUAGUUUAAUAAACACCGUUAUACGUAUAAGAGAAAAAUCUCAAAAUUGUCUCAUAAUUUAUCGUGCUACUACUAUAGGACAUUUAAACUGCCAAAAUGUUGAUAAACCUUUGCCUGUUCCUCCGAAUGCUACAGAGUUAGAAAGUCUUCCUUAUCAUUGGGGCGAUAUUCAUAGACAAAAUUUAAUCGCUAAAGAAAUUAUUGAAGCUGUUGGUGGGGUAUUUUUAGAUGUAGAAUCAAUUAUGAUUACAAGAGCAGAUGGUCAUAUUGGUGGUCGAGAUUGUUUAAGAUGGUGUAUUCCUGGACCUGCAGACGUUUGGUUAGAUUUUUUAUUUUACACUUUACAAGAGUUGUUGUGA